AUGGAGAUAUGGAAGAAAAAAUCAGUGGAGCAGUACUCUGCGGUACCAUACCUAGCGACGUUCGCAAACUGUGGGCUUUGGGUACUAUACGGACUGCCUGUGGUACACCCCCACAGCAUGCUAGUGGUGACCGUCAACGGCACCGGCUUCCUCAUCGAGAUUGUAUACAUCUCCCUCUUCCUCGCCUUUUGCCUCCCGGAGAAGCGGCUGAGGGUGGCGGCGGCCGUGGCGGCCGAAUGCGUGUUCCUGGCGGCGUUGGCCCUCCUCGUCUUCACACUUGCCCACUCCACCAAACUCCGAUCUGACAUUGUCGGCACCUUUUGUAUGAUCGGCAGCAUCGUCAUGUACGCCUCGCCGCUUUCUGUAAUGAAACUGGUGAUCAAGACAAGAAGCGUGGAGUACAUGCCAUUUUUUAUUUCCCUUUUCUCCUUCCUUAACGGAAUUAGUUGGACGGCUUAUGCGCUUAUCAGAUUCGAUAUUUUCAUCGCCGCACCUAAUGGGAUGGGAGGGCUACUUGGGCUUGCCCAGUUAUUGCUCUAUGCAACAUUUUACCGAUCCACCAAGAGGAUCAUGGCAGAAAGAAAGAAAGUGGGCGGAGUAGGAGAAGUGGGCUUGGCCCAACCAAUAGCCCAAUUAGAAGAACAUGAAAAUGUUGGUGCCCAAAAAAUUGGUUCUCAUGGUUCCGACUUUAGCUUAGCGUAG
Molecule: messenger RNA, 702 nt
Organism: Striga hermonthica
Lineage: Eukaryota; Viridiplantae; Streptophyta; Magnoliopsida; Lamiales; Orobanchaceae
Source: the annotation of a GenBank genome assembly